Hyla sarda is the source of this 1032-nucleotide messenger RNA. It is a transcript of the gene MANBAL, whose product is annotated as mannosidase beta like. The transcript is spliced from 3 exons. NCBI's taxonomy places the organism in Eukaryota, Metazoa, Chordata, Amphibia, Anura, Hylidae. Gene Ontology annotation, cellular component: membrane. The coding region runs from base 153 to 410 and encodes 85 amino acids. The record is from RefSeq and is a predicted model, not a curated record.
UAUCCUAUAGGAUGUGGGCGCUGACAAAAUGGCUGCUCCCGUUCACAAUUCCAGUCCAUAGAAACUCGUCAUAUCCGGACAGCGGUACAAUCCCUUCCUGGUGAUCGGCUGGGGGCUGCAGUUGUGUAUUGUCUGUGGCUGUCCUGUAUACCAUGCCAGAACCCCUGGAUCUCUCCCCGCCGGAUAUCCCAGAACCGAGCUUCCUAGAGACCUUACUGCGCUAUGGACUCUUUUGUGGAGCAAUUUUCCAGCUCAUAUGCAUUUUGGCUAUUAUAUUCCCUGGUAGCAGUUCAAAGGAAAUGGAUUCCGACUCUUCUGAAGUCAAAAGCACAGAAGUGUUGAAAAAACCCAAGAUGGCUCUAGUGACGGCGGGGAAAAAGCAAAAGAAAGAGACAAAGAAAAAGCGGUGAAAAAGAAGAAAAAUACUUGAAAAAAACAUUUCUUACACACAGGACUGGUCAGAUUAUUCACUUCCGCUUUCUUCCUAUGACAACACCUCCUGUUUGGUGCUCUUCUGAGUGUUAUCAUAGGGACAGUGUGCGAAUUUAGAUCAGUCGUCUCCAAACUGCGGCCUGCCAGAAGUUGCAAAACUACAACUCCCAGCAUGCCCGGACAGCCAACGGCUGUCCGGGCAUGCUGGGAGUUGUUGUUUUGCAAUAGCUGCAGGGCCACUGCUUGAAGACCACUGGUCUAGAUUAAAGGGGUAUUUCAGGAAAAAACUUUUGUUUUGAUAUCAACUGGUGCCAGAAAGUUUAACAGAUUUGUAAAUUUCUUCAAUUAAAAAAUCUUAAUCCUUCCAAUAAUUACCAGCUGCUGAAGUUGAGCUGCUCUUUUCUGUCUGGCAACAGUGCUCUCUGCUGACAUCUCUGCUUGUCUCGGGAACUGCACAGAGUAGAAGAGGUUUGCUAUGGGGAUUUGCUUCUAAACUGGGCGGUUCCCGAGACAGGUGUCAUCAGAGAGCAGUUAGACAGAAAAGAACAACUCAACUUCAGCAGCUCAAAGCAUUAAGAUUUUUUAAUAGAAGUAAUUUAC